UUCCACGACACAAAUGUUUUGGACGCGAUUACUCACUUCCUGUUUUGCUUCCGGGCAAAUAUUUUUUUCAAACUUAACAAGCCUUUAGAAUAGAAAAUGACCAUGACCAUGACCAAUACCAUGAAAUCAUCCGCGUUCUCCUACAACUACGCGAUUAUAUGUCGCGUACCCCGAAGUUUCGCAGAUCGCGGAGUUACUUCGAAUCCAAUUGAUUACCAACGGGCGAGGGACGAACAGGCACAGCUUGUGGAUGUUCUUAGAAAAUGUUCGCUAAACAUCAUCGAGCUUGAGGACGAUGAAGAUUACAAAGACUGCUGUUGCGUGGAGGACUGUGCAGUCAUCAUAGGCGGCACUGCGCUCAUAACCCGCCCUGGUCUGAAAGUCCGACAAGGGGAGACAAAAGAAAUCAGAAGAGUUCUGAAAAAUGACCUCAAACUAAGAAUUCAAGAGAUCAAUGAUGGCUCAGCAACACUUGAUGGUGGCGAUGUGCUAUUUACAGGCAAAGAAAUCUUUGUUGGCAUUGGUAAGAACACGAAUGAACAGGGUGCCCAGGCGGUGGCAGAGGCGUUCCCAGAGUACGUAGUGGUGCCCCUGAAUAUGGAGAAGACCAAGGCCCUCCACUUGAAGAGUCUCUGCAGCAUGGCGGGCAGGCAGGUGAUCGCUAUCAGCAGCUCACAGUGCGGCAUGGAGAUAUACAAGCAAAUCAAGAUGCAGGCCCAGUUCAGCUAUGAGCUGUUGAAGCUUGACUCGGACGCUGCGGCUAACAUGAUCUACGUAAACGGCCACCUGAUUCACAGGACCAGGGACGAGAUACCGGACGUCUGCUGGAGUGUGCUAGAUGAGAAGAUUCUCAAUCCCCGCCAUCACACGAGCAUCACAGAGCUGGAGAAGGCACGCGUUACCCUGUCCAGUCUGGUGCUUCUCAUUCACAAGGAGAAGCGCGCGCGGAAACUUGUGUCCAACCUCCAGGACCAGGACAUGGACCGCUACGCCACCAUCAAGACUCUCAAAUAAGGACGCUGUAUGGAAGUCUUGAGUAAUAUUAGAGCCUCAUUCUGGGAAAAUAGGGCUUAGUACAUGUGGGAAAAGUGUCAUCCCAGAUAAGCCUGUGCAGUCAGCACAGGCUUAUCAGGGAUGACAUUUUCCGGUUCAAUUGUAUUUUUCUUGUAAAAGAAUUCUCUUCUUAGCCAAAAUCCAGUUGUGAUGUAUAGCGUUGUAACUGACUGCACAGGCUAAUCUUAGAUGACUCUUUUCGCACAUGCAUUAAGCCCAGUUGUCUCAGAACAGGGCUCUGUAUUGUCAUGCGACCAUGUGUAACAAACUUAUUAAAUAUCUGAAUAACAAAGACGGUAGACUGUACAUUAGAAACAAUGUUUUCAUUAUUCCACCAAGACUGUCAAGUGUGUAAAAAAAUGACUAAAGAACAAAACUGUUGUCAUUCAUAUUUGUCGUGUUCUGACAAAACUGGUCAUAAUGCAUGUGCGUAAAGUGCCGUCCUAGAUUAGCCUGUGCAGUCCGCACAGGCUUAUCAGGGACGACACUUUCCGCUUAAACUUUAUUUUUGGUAAGAAGGCACUUCCUUCACACUAAAAAUAACUACCAUAAAAGCGGAAAGUGUCGUCCCAGAUUAGCCUGUGCGGACUGCAUAGGCUUAUCUGGGACGACACUUUACGCACAUGAAUUAAGCCCAGUUUUCUCAGAACACGACACAUAUUGUUAACAAGACACUCAAAUUAGUUGAGAAUUCAAUUCAAGACACAGACCAAAUAUUUAGAAUAAUAUAAUUAUCAUGUGAUCCUAUGUAAACGAAAAUCAUUAGCUGAAUAACAAAUAACAAAAGACUUACACUGUAUAUUUAGAUUGUCACUUCAAAUAACUAAAUAACAAAGGACUUGUGUUGUUUUGUACAUAAUUAUUUCUAUUCAUUAGUUGUGAAAUAACAAGUUGUGAAGCUGGUAAUUGUUUGGUGUGAUUUUUUGCAAACUUGUUCUUGUACGAUAAUGUAAAGUUAAGAUUUUUUAUACAAAUAAAUGUUUUUUUGUGAAUCAAGUACUUAGAAAAAUCUUUUCUUUUUUUUACUAUGUGGAGUUUCAGGUUACUGCAACUGUACAAAAAAAAUAAAAAAUUUAAAAAGUGAUGUUCUGUUGUACUUUUUAUGAAAUUCCUUAUUCGGUUUUAUCAUACAAUAAUUAUAUACAAUUUGUAAAUGUAUAUGCUUCUUAAUAAAUUAUAUUUUAGAGAUGUUAAAAAGCAAAAAACCCUGCAAUUAUUUGGUUUUGUAGCUUAUAUUUUGAAAUAAAAGCUUUAGAAAUAGCGGUGCUUAACUGUUAUUUCUUGUAAAUUAUAGUGAUAACUUUAAUUCACUUGUAGUUGUUUUGUUUUCAUAGUAAGUUUGUUGUGUAUACAAGCAGGUCAGGUUUGUGAACAGUAUUGUAGCUACAUUUGAAAAGGGUAGGGUGCUACGUUAUAAAAAAUAUUUUGAAUUAAAAAAAGUGAAAUAAAAUUAAUAGAUGAGGUGGUUUUAAGAAAGUAUUUGAGGUAUUUAAAAAAAUAAACCUUAAUGAUGUGUGCCAAAACAUUCAUUACUGACUAGAAAAUUAUGUCCAAUUUUUUUUUGAGAAUUUAUGUUCUUAUAUUGAUUUGGUCCUAAUAAUAAUAAUGGACUGUUUUUGACUUUUGGAGGACAUCAGUAUAUGUAUUUAAAGUUCAUGUUAAAAUCACUGUAAUUUACUUUAAUUCAGACUACUUUCCACAGUCAUAUAUUGCGUAGCAUGUAUCUAUGUGCCUUUUUAACUGUGCCAAGCAACAUAUUAAAUAUUGUACUCUUUGUGGAUAUUUACAAUUGCUUUGUCAGGGAUUCGCUUGCUUUAACAGGAACUUAAAAUUUAUAUUUUAAACUUAUUGCAUGCAUACAAGAUACAUUUCCUUUGACACUUCCUACCAGGCUCCAUAUUUAUAAAGCAUGUAGGGGAAAACUUGUGAGAAAUCCUUAAUAAAGUUUAACACCUUAAGUUACUGACUUAAAAUGUUUAAAUCCAGUAAAUGCUUCUGAAAUUGUGUUUUUUGUACCCUACCGGUGAAACCAGGGGGGACUUAUGGUUUGCGCUCUGUCUGUCAGUCUGUCCGUCACACUAUUUUGAAUCCUGCAAUAACUUUAAAAGUUCUUCAUAUUUUUUUCAUGAAACUUAAAAUAUGGAUAGAUGGCAAUAUGGAGAUUAUGCAUGUCAUUUCAUUUUGUUCCUACAUCAAUAAUUAUGGAGAUUAUGCAUGUCAUUUCAUUUUGUUCCUACAUCAAUAAUUAUGGUUGCUAUGGCAACGAAUAUAAUAAAAAAAUCUGACAAUGGUGGAGUUUCACCAGUGGAGGACCAUAUUGCUUGGCAAUCUCUUGUUUAUUGUUGUAUUUUUUUAAACAGGUUUCACAACGAAAUGUGGUCUGAAAUUAAACUUAAGCACAACUUUAGUUAAGGUUUCAAUUAAGAGUUUCGUGAAUACCUUUUUUCUAUACAUUUCUAUGUACAAGGAGUGUUAACAUGUUCAAGUAAAGUAUUGUAAUACUGAAAACAGGUGGAGAUAUAUUUAUACACGAAGUAGUCAUUUCAUUAACUUAAAAUUCUAAUUCAUAUUUGUUUCAUAUACAUUGUUAUUGCAUGUAUGCAUUAGCCAUUUGAAUGUAUUCCUAUUUCUUAUACACUACAUUUCACAUGUAUUUUAUGGGAUUGCCAAUGAUAAUUUCAACAAGCAUAUUACUUAUACUUUUGGAAUUUAAAACAAUAUGUGUUGCACAUUUGUACGUGUAAUUUAGCUUGUUUUGUUAAACUUUUUUAUCUUAGGCGUUUUAGACACUUGCCAUAACUGUUUAAAGAUGUUUCACUUCUUGUGUGCAAUUAAGGAUGUUAGUUGUCAGGGCUUCGCUUUUGUACUGUCUAGAAAGUUUGAAAUACUGUGCAUGUCAAGUAAUGAAUCUCGUAUUCUGUUUGCAUCUAAUUGUUUAAAAGGAACAAAAGUAUUUAACUGUAAGGUUGUGAUUUACAAUAAAGAAGUUUCAUAAAUGACAUAUACAUCAAUAUAAAACAAGUAAAAAAAUGUUGACUUAGAAACAGUUCUUGAAAGUUACUAAAGUUACUUGCUAUCAACAAGUAAAGUUGCCUUUUAAUCUUCUAAACAUGGUAUUAUAUAAUAGAGAAAGGUCUAAAGUAAAACAGUAGGGUGCUUGGCCCUGCUCCUGUUUAAUAUUUUUGAUUGUCAAAUAUUCAAUGCCAAACGAACACACUAUAUUAAAAAUUCUUAAUUUAAAUAUGAGACAAAGACAUUCUUUGGAUUUAGUAGUUAAUUAGAAAAUGUCAAAAGACAGAUCUAACAACCCUGUCCCUUUUUAUAAGAAGCAACCUGUUUCUUUCAUGAUCAGAGAUCUUUCCCUAAAUACAACCUCCAUACAGAAUAAUUGGAAUAUGUAAGAUCUGUUACAUACAUGUAUGUAUCUUGUCAAGUGAAAUCAGAACUACCAGUAUAUACAAAUUAUGUAAGUGCUGUUAUUGUUCAUUUGAAACUAUUGAAUCCUCUACAUUUUAAACUACAAAAAAACACUGUAUGAUGUUCAUGCAGAUAAAGUAAUUUAUUAAAUAUCGCUCAAUUAAUGUUUCCAUAAAUGAUGACAGUUGUGGGUUCUUGCCAUUUUAAGUUUGUAAUUGUUUUUCACUUAUGCUUUAUAUAAUUUGGUGAUAAGUGUGACAUUUUAUAUUCAGUGUUGUGCACUUUACAUUCCCACACCUUUCAAGAAAUAACAAUAUAUAUACUAUUUAAUGUUUUGCUUUACAUUGUUUUCUGUUUGUGAUAUUUGCGAUAAGAAAUUGAGUCAAGCAUGUUUGUUUUGCAAAUCUAUUGUACACUAUGCCUUUCUGUGUAACACAGCCAUUACAAUUCACACACAGCCAUUACAAUUGUUCUACUUUUCAAAAAAAAAUAGAUUUGUUCUUUUAGCCAUUGUUUCAUUAGCUUUAUUUUCUAUGACCAAUCAUAUUAGAUAAUUUUGAUGUAAUUAAACAACUUGCAUUUAUUACAAUUUCUUGAGAAAAGAAGAUUUCAUUUUUUAAUAAACACACGUGAUAAAAAAAUAUGACAUGAUCAUUUCAUACCCAAUUUUAUUGAACUGUCCAGGAAAUAAGUAAAUAGUUCAAGAGCCUUUCUUUUUUAUGUUUUUUUUUAACUGGUUCAAUAAAAUAAAUAUUAAAUGACAUUUGUAUCAGAUCAUAUAUGUUCUUGAUGGACCACCUGUUUGGAUUCACUUAGUGUACCUGGGGCAGAAUUGCAGAAACGUUUGGAGUAAAAUCCUAUACUUAAAUCACCUUUUUUCUUAUCUCUUUGCUUCUUAGUCAAAUGCUCUUGUUCUAAUUAUGUAUUAAUGAUAACUAUUUUAUGCUGUGAACUUAAGUGAUUUAUUGAUUAACUGAAUAAUUUAUAAAAUUUAUUAAACAAUAAUUGGAUUAUAAAUUGUUGAUGUACAUGUAUUGGUAGAGUUAAUACAUUUUAAGAUAAACUUACAAGGUUUAUGGAAAAUGGAAGCAGACAUCCACGUUGAGAACACAUUCCAGGUAUUAUUGUUUUCAUAUCAAUAGAAAAUAGAAUUCAGAGAUUAAGAUGUUAGACUAGUAACAAAAUCAUGAACAAUGUUUUCCAUUUGGAUAUGUGUUACCUGUUUAUUUGACCCUUUACCACUUAGACACGUAUUUUGACGCACUUAUAGCCCUUACAAAGAUAAAUUUAAUUAAAGACCUUUCUUACUAAAUUCAAGUUUUAAAGGCUUAAUUUCCAACCCUUAGAUACUGAUGAGCAGCAAACAGCAUAAAACCUGAACAGACUGUGAGUUACUCACAGGCUGUUCUGUUUUUAUGCUGUUUGCACAUAGCCAUUUUCACUGUGUUUUUGAGUGGGAAAGUCGGUAGAUUUCUUAUAUAUUUGCCUAAAAUGAUCCCAUGUUAUUAUUAAACCGUUACUCUGUGUAAUGUAUAUAAUUUUCAAGUACUUUGAUUCUUAAAUCUACAUUAUAAUUGUUUUUGUACUAUUGAAAAAUUGUUUUACCAAACAGAAAUGUUAUAAUAUUUAGAUUAUAAUGAAAAAAAGACCAUACAAACAAAACAAUAUUUAUUUUCUAAAACAACUUUGAAAUAAGUUACCGGUUGUUUUGUUAGAAACGUUAUAUGCACGCUAAAAUUUAAAAUGUAUAAUAUAUUUCUUUGGAAACUCUAACAGUACAUUUAGAUUUUCUUUAUAUUAUAUGUUUAUAUUUUUUAUAUUCAUUUAUUUAGGUUGUAUGACAAAUGGUAGUUUUGUGUGUGUAUUUUGUAUUUUUAUUUACCUUUUUUUCAUAGUUAGUUGCUUCAAAAAUAUGAACUCUAUAUGCAAUAAAGAUAAACAUGUAAGUGUUUGUAUAUUUUACUGUUUGGACAACAAAUAACGCUUUCAUCUUCAUCUUACAUCGAGUAAUAAAGUGACAUAUGUUAAUAUAUGUAAAUAUGUACCGUAUAAACUACUUUUUAUUCCCCCGGUAGGGUGGCAUAUAGCAGUUGAACUGUCUGUCAGUCCGUCCGAAAACACUAACAUUGGCCAUAACUUUUGCAAUAUUGAAAAUAGCAACUUGAUAUUUGGCAUGCAUGUGUAUCUCAUGAAGCUGCACAUUUUGAGUGGUGAAAGGUCAAGGUCAUUCUUCAAGGUAAAAAGUCAAAAAUUACAAUCCAAGGGAAGUAAUAAGCUUUAAAAGGGAGAUAAUUUCUAAACCUGCCAAAUGAUAUAUUGAAAUUGUAUUUCAAAGCAGCGCAAUAGGGGGCAUUGUGUUUCUGACAAACACAUCUCUUUUAUUUCUAAGUUUUCAGACACUCUCUUUUUUAGCCAAAAUAAUUAUUUUUUGUGACAAUUUUUCAGACACCCAGAUUUCCCCCAAUAAUAAAUGACUCUAAAUUUUCCAACAAUUGCAUUGUUUUCACAAAUAAAUUGAAUCAUUAAA
Molecule: messenger RNA, 6997 nt
Organism: Dreissena polymorpha
Lineage: Eukaryota; Metazoa; Mollusca; Bivalvia; Myida; Dreissenidae
Product: N(G),N(G)-dimethylarginine dimethylaminohydrolase 1-like
Exons: 5
Coding region: 97-1014 (305 amino acids)
Biological process (GO): positive regulation of nitric oxide biosynthetic process; arginine metabolic process
Molecular function (GO): dimethylargininase activity; amino acid binding
Source: RefSeq, a predicted model, not a curated record